Messenger RNA from Periophthalmus magnuspinnatus, 1350 nucleotides. Its product is annotated as sodium- and chloride-dependent taurine transporter-like. The record is from RefSeq and is a predicted model, not a curated record. The transcript has 12 exons. Bases 1 to 1350 code for a protein of 449 amino acids. NCBI's taxonomy places the organism in Eukaryota, Metazoa, Chordata, Actinopteri, Gobiiformes, Gobiidae. Gene Ontology annotation, cellular component: membrane. Gene Ontology annotation, biological process: sodium ion transmembrane transport.
AUGGAGAGGCAGAGAGAGCAGUGGAGCCACAAACGGGAGUACAUCCUGGCAUCGGCCGGCACCGUGGUGGGCUUCGGCAACGUCUGGAGGUUCCCAUACCUGUGCUACAAGAACGGAGGAGGGGUGUUCCUGGUGCCUUAUUGCUUCUUUGCGGUGCUCUGUGGGGUUCCCCUUUUUAUGCUGGAGGCCUUGAUUGGUCAGUACUGUCAGCAGGGCGGGAUAACUUGCUGGUCCCGCCUCUGCCCAUUGUCUCAGGGCACAGGGUACUCCAUCCUUAUGAUCCAGCUGUUUGGCAGAGCGUACAUCAUAAUCCUGGCCUGGGCUCUCCUCUACCUGGUCUACUGCUUCAGAGCCGUGCUGCCCUGGGCCUCCUGCAACAACCCCUGGAACACUGACAGGUGCAUGGAGCUCUCCUCCGUGAAUGGGACCAACUCUCACAACCAGAGUCUGGCAGAAGGAAACACAUCCACGUCGUCUGUGUCUGAGUUCUGGGAGAGGGGGGUGCUGUCCCUGUCCCAGGGCAUCCAGGAGCCAGGGCAGGUGCAGUGGCAGGUGCUGCUCUCUCUCUUCGUCUGCUGGGUGGUUUGCUACUUCUGUGUCUGGAAAGGAGUGCGCUCCACUGGGAAGGUGGUGUAUGUCACAGCUGUAUUCCCGUAUGUGAUGUUGGCUGUGCUGCUGGUGCGAGGCCUGACACUGCCGGGAGCCUGGGAUGGGGUGGUUUUCUACCUGUACCCCGAACCCUCCCGCCUGGCCGACCUGGAGGUGUGGCUGGAUGCCUGUUCUCAGGUCAUGUUCUCCUAUGGAGUGGCCUCAGGGACUUUGAUCACACUGAGCAGCUACAACAAAAAGAGAAACAACUGCUACAGGGACAGUCUGUGGCUCUGUGCUCUCAACAGCUGCACCAGUUUUGUUGCUGGGUUUGCUGUCUUCUCCACUCUUGGCUUCAUGGCCAAACAGCAGGGAGUGACUGUGGACAUGGUGGUCAGCUCAGGUGCUGGUCUGGCCUUCAUAGCCUUCCCUCAGGCUGUGGCCCUGAUGCCUCUGCCUCAACUGUGGGCCGUCUGUUUCUUCAUCAUGCUCCUCAUGUUGGGAAUCGACACUGUGUUUGCAGGGCUGGAGACCAUCACCUCCUCCUUCAUUGACCUGUUCCCUCAGCAGCUGAAGGGACUGUGGAGAAGGGAGAUCUUCCUCGCUGUCUUCUGCCUCUUCUGCUUCAUCAUGCAGAUACCCAUGACCACCUCGGCAGGACUCUACCAGUUCCAGCUCAUCGACUACUAUGGGGGCUCUGGGGCCAUUAUCUUUUUUGUAUCUAUGAUCCAGUGUGUAGCAGCCAGCUGGGCAUUCGCAUGA